Messenger RNA from Raphanus sativus (radish), 708 nucleotides. RefSeq names its product probable WRKY transcription factor 10. Lineage: Eukaryota; Viridiplantae; Streptophyta; Magnoliopsida; Brassicales; Brassicaceae. The record is from RefSeq and is a predicted model, not a curated record. Bases 1 to 708 code for a protein of 235 amino acids. The transcript has 3 exons.
AUGAGUGAUUAUAGUCAAAACGACAAUGGUAUAAACCCGAUCAGCGAGACCUCGUCUCAAACAAACUUAAGAACUGAUCCUCGGUCUGAACGACGAUCUGGUAGUACCGUUGAAAGAGUGUCUGCAUGGAUAGGAAGAGAUAUUCCACCGCUCGAUAUGGAAUGCCUCAGGCCAUUUUCUAAUUCUUUCAGGACCCCGAAUCUUGUUCAUUCUCCUAUUAGAGUAGCAUUUCCAGGAUUCAAUACUCUCUCUCCAUCGUUGCAAUCUCCAAAUACGUUCACUAACUCUUCUUCACAGAUUAUCCAUCCGAUUCCAAUCCGAAUGAUGCGACUCAGGAGAUGGUGGAAAGUUCAGGUGGCGCCCAUUGCAACAAUGAUGAUAUCCAACAACAAUCCUCCUCAUCAGCCGACGGACGUUGAUCUGCCUUCCCAAAAAGGCGCUGAUGAUAUUCCAACGGAACAGUCAGUUGAUAUCACAUCUCUUGAAUCUAAUGCUGAUCCCAUUGGUGCUCCUUUACUCCUUUCUUUUGAUUCUAUAGUUGUUGCUGAAAUGGAAGCUAUGAAUCUCAUCUCCCUUAAAGUGGUAGCGAAGAUGAUGACAAGGACAAAUAAAACAAACAAGAGGAAGACAGAGACAGAGAUCACAACAUUGUUGUCACACCUUAGUCCCGAAAGGGAAGGUCUCAAAUUAACAUUGAAUAAUCGAUAA